AAGGAUGUGAAGCUGGUAUCAAAACGAGCACAUUUUGUCUCAUUAUGGCUCAGCCGGCGGAGAAAGCGUAUUACCGCUUCAUGGUGCUCUUCUUUAACUGCCUGCUGACUUUCGGCUCCUACUUCUGCUUCGACAUCCCCAGCGUCCUGCAGGAUCAGUUUCAAGGGAACCUCACAUGUCCCAAUGCAACCGUGAUCAAUGGGACGGUGGAGUGUGUGGAGGGGCUGGGGAUGAGUCCCCAGCAGUACAACCUCCUCUACGCCAUCUAUGCUUGGACAAAUGCGGUGGUGGUGAUUCUGGCCGGAUUCCUGAUCGACAAAUUGGGAAACCGAUUCGGCGUGUUUCUCUUCUCCUUCCUGUGUGUUCUCGGCUCGUCGCUCUUCGCCCUGGGUUCCCACUUCAGAGGAACUCCCUACCUCCUUCCGCUCAUGCUCACCGGCCGCUUGCUCUUCGGCUCAGGCAACGGAUCUUUGACCAUCGUACAGAACCGCAUCACGGCCUUCUGGUUCAAAGGGAAGGAGCUGGCUCUGGCGUUCGGCCUCACCCUGGCCUUCUCCCGUCUGGGUUCGGUGCUGAACUUCUUCCUCACCCAGAAGUUUGAGGACAGAUACGGCAUGCAGUGGACUCUGUGGGGGGGGGCGCUGCUGUGCGUGCUCGGCUUCGUUUCUGCCAUCGUGGUGAGCGCCCUGGACAAGAUCGGGAUGAGACAGCUGGGCCUCGACGGAGCCAUCCGGGAGGAGUCCCGCAAAGUGCGGGUUCAGGAUGUGAAGCUGCUGUCGCUCCGCUACUGGCUGCUGGUCCUCACCAUCAUGUUCUUCUACAACGGCAUCUUCCCCUUCAUCGCCGACGCCAGCAAGUUCAUCCAGGAUAAAUACGCCGACUACAGUCAGAAGGAGGCAGCCUACGUGGCGGGGGCCGUGUACGACAGCUCGCUGGUCCUCUCCGCCUGUGUGGGCAUCCUCAUAGAUUAUGUGGGACUCCGAGGCGUUUUCGCCGUGGCCUGUGCCGUCUGCACGCUGCCCGUCUUUGGACUCCUGGCCUUCACCUUCGUCCCUCCUCUGGUCUCCACCAUAUGGCUCGGUGUCACGUACUCCUUCGCUGCUGCCAGCAUGUGGCCCUCCAUCCCCCUGGUGGUGCCUCAGGCCACGCUGGGCACCGCCAUGGGCCUGGCCUCCUCCAUACAUAUGGUCGGGAUCGGCGUGUCCAACCUGAUCGUUGGACAGAUCCUGGGCACCGAGUCGAGCGAGGCUAAGAUCCCGCUGUGGCGCUGGCAGAGGAUGAUGAUCUUUAUGUUGGCCAACACCGUCUGCUGCAUCGUGAUGUCCGUGUUGCUCAACGUCGCUGACCACAGACAGGGCGGCACUCUGAACAAGACCACCAAGAGGUCGGAGCAGGCAGAGGGAGACUCGGAGCGAGAGCCGCUCCACCGGGAGGAGAAAGAGGAGGAGGAGGAGCAAAACGGGCGUAAAAGCUCCGAUGUGCCGUCUCAGUCUAUCAAUUCAUGAGCUUCUCUCAAACACUAAGUCUCAGAAUUACAACCUGCAACCCGCUGUGCCUCAAAUUACAGCCAAUAAGUGAAACUGUUAUUUUUCUCACACCAGUCGAUGCACCGGUGUUGCAGAAAUGAUCAUUCUGUGGAGUAUUGUGCAAUUCUUUUUUUACUUGUUUUAAUUUUCAGAAAAAGUAUUGAGACUUGUUUUUAACUUUAUGACGUUUUUUUAACUGUCAGUAUGGAUUUAAAGGGACGCUCGUUCGUUUUCAUUUAAAUGAAAGAGAAGAGUUGUUGAUCUCUUUAAUAACGUUUUUAGACUAAAAUCAAGUUGUUUGUGACAUUUGCUGCCAACUCUUCCCCCACAUCAGGUUUUUUACAUUUAGUUCUUAUUUUUUUAGGAAUUUUCCAUUUAGGGGUUUUAAACAGGCUCAAUUCUCUGCAAUGUGCAACGUAGCCACCAGAUGGCACUAUUUCUUUAAGAAAUAACUAUUUAAUCUGGUAAAGUUUGGAUUUUUCCCUUUUAAAUCUGUCACAAAUUGCUAAAGUGAAACCAGCUUUGUAAAGAAAUAAUGGACAUUAUUAUAAAAAUCCAGAAUCUAA
Messenger RNA from Fundulus heteroclitus (mummichog), 2092 nucleotides. It is a transcript of the gene mfsd1l, whose product is annotated as major facilitator superfamily domain containing 1-like. The transcript is spliced from 13 exons. The record is from RefSeq and is a predicted model, not a curated record. Gene Ontology annotation, biological process: transmembrane transport. Gene Ontology annotation, molecular function: transmembrane transporter activity. NCBI's taxonomy places the organism in Eukaryota, Metazoa, Chordata, Actinopteri, Cyprinodontiformes, Fundulidae. Bases 45 to 1505 code for a protein of 486 amino acids.